Molecule: messenger RNA, 649 nt
Organism: Bradysia coprophila
Lineage: Eukaryota; Metazoa; Arthropoda; Insecta; Diptera; Sciaridae
Product: ejaculatory bulb-specific protein 3-like
Source: RefSeq, a predicted model, not a curated record
GACAAAUUUAAAUAUCAAACAUUAACUCAAGAAUUAUUGCAAAUAGACAAAUCCAUUAGAAUAUUUUUGUGUGCAUAAAAAAAGAAGUGGAAAAAACUCCGUUCUUUGGGAAAUUGAUAUUUUUUAAUAUAAAUCAUGACAAUCAAAUAUUGUUUCCUACUUUUGAUGAUUUCACAAAUAUUGAUUGUGAAUAAAGCUCAGAGUCAAGCAUACGAAACGAAAUACGACGAUAUUGAUUUAGACGAAUUAUUGAAAAAUGACCGUCUGCGACAUAGUUACGUCAAGUGUUUGUUGGGAGAAGGUCCAUGCACUCCCGAUGGCCAGGAGCUGAAAAAUGCCUUACCCGAUGCCAUUCAGUCUGAGUGUUCAAAAUGUACUGAAAAGCAGAAGGCUGGGGCGGAAAAAGUUACACAUUAUCUCAUCGAUAACAAACCGGAUGAAUGGCAAAAACUAGCUGAUAAAUAUGAUAAAGAUGACGACUAUAAAACAAAAUAUUUGAUGGAAAAGGAGAAGGAAAAACAAAAAUCAAAAUCAUCUGAUGAAAGUAAAGACAGUGAAGAAGACUGAGAACAAUAGGUGGGUAGUAAUAUCAAUAUAGUAUUGUAGGUGACGUACAAAUGAUUUAAUAAAAUGAAUUUUAGUGACUAUU